Molecule: messenger RNA, 1323 nt
Organism: Ustilaginoidea virens
Lineage: Eukaryota; Fungi; Ascomycota; Sordariomycetes; Hypocreales; Clavicipitaceae
Exons: 5
Coding region: 1-1323 (440 amino acids)
Molecular function (GO): catalytic activity
Source: RefSeq, a predicted model, not a curated record
AUGGACGUAUCAAAAUCCGACCUUGGCAGCCUCACUGCAACGCAGGCGGUCGAGUUGAUGAGAUGGAAUCACGUCUCUGCGCGUGACUACGCCCGAGCUCUGCUUGACCGAAUCAGGGAACGAGACCCUCAAGUAAGAGCCUGGAUCUACUUGAAUGAGGAAGCCGUUCUUGAACAGGCCGACAAUCUGGAUCGAAUCCCCCCCGAGAAGAGGGGGCCUCUACACGGGGUUGCAGUUGGUAUCAAGGAUGUGUUUCUAACUCAAGAUAUGCCUACUCGCUACAAUUCCCGGCUUCACGCGAACGACGGAAACGCAGCCGCCGACUCUGCCGCGGUGAGUGUGCUUCGAGCCGCAGGCGCAAUCAUCCUUGGCAAGACUGCCACCACCGAGUUCGCUGCCAUGACAGAAGGUCGACCAUGUACCAACCCCAACAAUCCCAAGCAUACCCCUGGAGGGUCAUCAUCCGGAUCGGCGGCAGCCGUGGCUGACUACCAGGUACCCGUGUCUAUCGGAACCCAAACCGGGGGUAGCAUUGUCCGUCCAGCGUCAUUCAACGGGUGUUAUGGAUUCAAGCCCACAUGGGGAACCAUCUCCACCGAAGGGGUCGGCAGGUAUGCCGUAUCAGCCGACACCCCAGGCUUCUGCGCACGAUCUGUCGAUGAUCUCGAGCUUCUGGCGAGACUCUUCGACCUAGACUCGCUUUUCGCCGAGCCUUUUGCACCAAUGUCAAUCAAGGGAGCCAGAAUCGCCUUUAUCAAGACUCCCGUGUGGCCUGCCGCUGGUCCCGGGACUCGCGCUGCUUGGGAUCUUGCUCAUGAACUGCUGGCCGAUAACGGCGCUGCAAUACAAGAUGUCGAACUUCCUGCCGUCUUUUCAAACUGUGCAAGCUGGAGAGACCUGGUCAUUGCUAGCGAGGCCCGUGCCGCCUUUCUGCCGAAAUACCGCCAAGACAAGUCAAAAAUCCACAGCGACAUUGUUAGGCUCAUUGAGAACAAAGCUCUACCAAGUCGCAAGCAACUUCUCGAAGCUCACGAUGGUAUUGCUAGACUACGCUCCAUAUGGGACCGAUUCGCAACAAAAUACGACAUAAUCAUCACGCCGAGUGCCAUCGACGAAGCUCCAGAAGGUCUUGGCGACACAGGAACAGCUGCCUUUUGUGCCAUGUGGACAAUCCUGCACGUACCGGCCAUGAACGUCCCUGGGUUCAAGGGACAGCGCGGCCUGCCCAUCGGAUUGACAGUCGUGGGUUCCCGCUACAGUGAUAUGGAAGUUCUUCGUGGCGGAAAGGCUGUUGGAGCCAUCUUCAACGGCCAACCGUCGUAA